Molecule: messenger RNA, 5600 nt
Organism: Thrips palmi
Lineage: Eukaryota; Metazoa; Arthropoda; Insecta; Thysanoptera; Thripidae
Gene: gukh
Exons: 12
Coding region: 262-5448 (1728 amino acids)
Source: RefSeq, a predicted model, not a curated record
UCGUGCCGGCAAGUACGAAGCAGUGAGGGCCUCGCGUGCCUCGCCCCAGGACUCCGGUCCGACGGUCGUGGUCGCGGUGCCGGGACUAGCCGGGACCGACCGCGGCGCGGGCCACCGGUUGCUCCAACCCGGUGGACACGGUGGACACCAUGUCGCGAGAGCGCGAGUGAGACAGUGCAGUGGUCCUGUGAGAAUGCCGCGUGGAUUUCAGUGCAGCAUGUCACCGUGAAGCUCGCAGCACCAAGCAGUGCCGGCCUAGCCAUGCCGUUCGUCCUCAGGACGGUGCAGCCCGUCUACGUGAGCAGGGCCAAGCUGACGGGCCCGGACGGCAAGCCCCUGGUGCAGGACUACGAGCUGGAGGCGGUGUUCAACGGCACGCUGUGCUGCGCCAUCCGGCAGCUGUCCUCGCUGCUGGAGGCGGCCGACGACCUGUUCGCCGGCCUCACCAAGGAGAUGACGAGCAUCGCGGAGCGCGCCACCACGCUGCAGCAGCGCGUCCGCCGCGUACAGGAACGCGUCGACGCCCACGACCCCAAGCUCGUCACAGUCCCCGAGGGCGACCUGACGGCCUUCUCCGCCUUGCCGCGCGACGCGCACUUCCACCCGGCGCACCUCCGCGAGCCGGCCAAGGCCCUGUUCCUGGCGGACAGCCGGCCCGCCGCGGUGCAGCGGCUGUACGCGGCGGCGGCGCGGCCCACCCUGGACGACGACGCGCUGGCCCAGCUGGACCGGCUGCGCAAGGACGGCGCCCGCUCCUCCACCCUCUUCCUGUGCACGCCCACCCUGGGCCGCACGCGCACGCAGCGCCUCCGCAAGAAGGUGGUGGACAUCGACAUCGAGACCAGGAAGCCCGCCUCGGUCGUGGAGCUCCGGAGGUGGACGUCGACGGAGGCGCUGGGCGACAUGACGGUGCACCCGGACUGCACGGUGCGCAUCGCGGGCCGCGACCAGGACGACGUGGACGCCGACGCCUCCCUGGACGCCAGCGAGUACCUCGGCGUGGACUCGACGGUGCGGCCGGGCGACGACCAGGUGGACCACCAGCUGCCCACCACGGAGGAGCAGGUCAAGGCCAUCGCGGGCAGGUUCCCCCCGGAGGUCGUCAAGGUGGACGUGACGGGCAAGCCGUUCACGCGGAUGUCGCGCCACCGCCGCUCCCUGCUGCACCCCGCCGGCGCGGGCUGCGGCGCGGCCUCCACGGAGGAGGAGGAGGCCAGACGACGGACGCGGCCUCGGCGGCAGCGCAGCCGCAGAAGGAACACCAUCGCGGGGACGGACCAGAAGGAGAUCGAGGAGGCCCUGCACGGGGAUAGGUCUGCCUACACCAACACCACGGCGACGGUGGAUGACAUCAUCCUGAGCAGCAGCAGCAUGAUCGACAGCCACCCGAAGGGCUCCAAGGAAACGACCGCGGACUUCAAGAAGUGGGCCUUCAACUCGCUGAGGCGCUGGGGCCGCUCCAGGUUCCGGGCCAUCGGCAACAGCAACAGCAACACGUCCACCUCGUCCAACAUGGUGUCUGGGGAGCUCCACGCGGCAGACCCCGUGGACGACAUUAACGUCUAUGAAACGGUGGCCGGCAAGCGAAGAGGAGCAGGCAAUAUUCCAAUUUCAGCUGGUAUAUCUGGACCAAUGUCACUUGCUGUGAAAUUAAGAGAGGGAAGUUUAGGUCAAAGGCGGCUCAAGAUCAACGAUGAACCACCUCACUCCAGCAGUGGCAACUGGAGUGCGUCCUCCGAAAGUGGAAGAGCUUCUGUGAAUUCAGACUCAAGCCAUCAGCCCAAAUCAAGUACCUGCAGCAGUAUAUUACCCCAAAGAAGAAGGUUUAUCAACAAUUCAACUUCAUCAUCAGUAACAUCAGAAGGAACUUUAACUCCUGAGGAUAUGGCAGCCCUACCAUUUGCGGAUGAUGGCGAAACCAGCUCGGUAUAUUCGUGUGAUACAGAGGGAUACUACACUUCAUUCCACAUGGACAGUGGUCUGAAGACAUUGAAGGAAGAAGAGGUUGGAUCAGGCUUCUCACUUCCUCCAACACCAUUGCAUUCCACUUCAGCUCUGUCAAAUUGUUCCUCAGGCAGAGGUUCUGCUAGCUUAGCACAGUUAACAGCUGAAAGUGAAUAUGAAUUGUUUGGCAAGGGGUCAACAUCAACAACUGCAAGUUCUGCUGGUACUGUGUGCACAACAUUACUUGCAGACCAUAGUCGAGGAGGAGACAAUAGCCUUGGGAGUGAUCGAUCACUCAGCAAAGGACCAGCUGUGCCAGAGAGGAAAAGUUCUCUUAAUGUACCUUGUUUGGCACAGGAGUGUCCUCCUUGUUCCACAGUUGUUGCACUUAUUCAUAACUCAAGCCAAGGUCACUCACCACGUUCAAUUUCUGGAGAUUCGCCAGAUAGUGGACAUAACACUUCAAGCUCACCAAUUGAAUCCAUGAGCAGUCCUCAAGAUGCCGAAACAGAUGCUCUAAUCUCCCCAAUACCUAGUUUGACAUCCGAGAUGGAGUUUUCUGAAUGUUCUGAUUUUGAAGGAAUGGAUCGCAUUGAGAGAAUAAGAGUGAAGACGACCAUCAAUACCAGCAGAAUACCAUCGAUGUGUGCUAUUACUCCGCCUCAAAGUGAUGAUGAAACUAGUUUGCGUCAAUUUUCUGGCAAUGGCACAGCAGAUCUUCCCCGAGCCCCUGCUCCCUUACCUCAUAACAUUCAUCCUGAAUCGAACCAGAAUUUGAAUAGGAAUGAUAAUCAUAGCUUCAAUGAGAAUGGCGGCAUGCAUCUAAUUGACAAUAAUGCCAACAAACAUGGUGUUGACAAUAAUUGCAAUGCAAGACCAACAAUUCCACUAACUAAUACUUCUGGAAGAAGUAUCAUUCAUUGUGAUAAAAAUUCAGGAUACGCAACUAUCCAGACACUGGACAAUGCUAGCAAAGAGAACAACAUCAAUCAGAAAGCCCGUCCACCAUCACCAAGUGGUGGAACACUUUUUAUAAAUACCAAAGCAAUUGAAGAAGAAUCAUCCUUCCACAACCAACCAUUCAUCAAAGAUGCUCUGAUUCCAUUCACUAGCAUUCUAAACAAAUUUCGUAGAGCUACACAUACAGGUCACAAUAAAAGCGGAUCUAAAGCUGUUGAUUCUACGAAAGAAGACAACUUGGAUGAAUCUGGAGAAUAUGUCACUAUAACAGAUGUUAAGAACAACAACAAGCCUGACCCUGCAUCUUUCCGUACUCCUCAGCGCUCUGAAAUUCCAGAGCCUGCUCGUGAGUCAAAUAUCAAUAAGACAUGGGAAAGUCUGGAAUAUGUUUCCCUAAAUGAAAUUGGCACCAAUCCCUCUGACCUUCACUCUCCGGAUGUUCUCUCCGGCUCAUCAAAUGAGUCUUCUUUGGAGAGGAGAAAACGACAGGGUGCACGUGUCACCUUGGAUUCAGAAGGCAAAGUUGUAUACUCUUCUGAUAGUCUGCGACGCAGGAAAGGAGCUCAUACUACAUUCGCUCCAGGCCAGUAUGUGAAAGACCCGUCUGUGUCUCCAUCACCAAGCCCUGUAGCAAACCAUCGGACACCAAAAGCCAUAAUCCGACCGGUUCAGCAACAAACGCCUGUGAAUGCUGAUGAUUCUUGGAGCAAAUCUCCAUUGAAAUCUAACAUUCGAUCCUCCAUGUCAGGCACAUUGAGCACUAAUAUUAGUCCGGCAUCAAAUCCUGCAGCCCGUAUUUUCAGCAAUGAAUUAAAUAGUUCCAACAACAAAGCUAUCAGAAGGUCACCUGCUCCUUCUGCAAAUCCAACGGAAUUGAUGAAUGAACCUCAAAAGGUUGUGUCCACAGGGCAGCUCUCAGAUGCAACAAAUCAGAAAAACAGGGUCAUCAUAAGAGCUGGGAUAUCAUCCCCAACCAAGGAAGUUGCCAAGAGUCUGAGUCCCAUGAGAUCCCUUUCUCCACGAUCAGUUGCAGUGCCAAGAGGAGCGUACGUCCAAAUGCCUCCAGACCGUUCGGUGUUCAAGACUCAGUCAGCAUACUUGCAAACUGAUUUUGAUGGCCCUGAGGAUUCUGUCAAAGCACCAGAAGGCAUUUCUCCCCCUAGACUCUUUAGGGAUUCCCUCCAUCAUACAUAUCACCCUACACCAAGAUCAACAGAAAAAAUUGCUGCAUCUCAUCCUGUGUACCAAAAUGUGUCCAGCCUGCACAGGGAGCCUUCAACCAACCAGGUUGCUGCCUUCUGUUAUCAACAAAGGUUGCAAGGGGCUGGCACAUCUCCUAGACUGAGGGCUGAGCAUACAAACGUGAUGGGUCAACCCAUUGAAGCCCCUUUGCAUUCCUCCACUCCAACCAAACCCAUUUCCCUACAAACUUCCCCGCUAGCUGUGGGAAACACUUUUUCCCCUAUAGAAAAAGAUACAUCCCAGCCAGGUAAGAGAUUCUUGUUUACAGAUAGUAAAUUGGCCAGUAUUAGAAAGGAAGAAACACAGGGUAGUGAAGAAACUUCAAAACAAGAGGGAUCACUGUUCCGUGAGAAUAGAAAAUCUAGUCUUGUCUCUUUGCCGAAAACUACAAUGACCUCUGAAGAGCUGUAUGCCAAAAUCCACAAGUCAAAAAAACAAAUGAACAUUAAAUUAGAACCUGAAAUUGUUCUCAGUCCAACACCAUCUACUUGCGGAAGUCAGUCUCCUAUCAGUUCAGAAAGAUCAGCCAGUCCAAAUGUACCGAAAGGGGAUGCCAGGUCACGACACAGCUGGUCCCCAAAUUCAAGUAAAUAUUUAGAUAUUGUAAGCACCUUUGAUCCUCGAAGUAAUACUCCAUCCCCAAGCCCUCAGGUUCCUAAGGAACAUGGUUUAACUCAAGUAACAUCAACUAAUGACUUCAAACGUCUUCUCCUCCAACAUGGAUCUGGAAGUGCAGUUAAAAGUAAACUCUCAGCUGUUGAGCGACUCAAGCAGGCAAAGCAAGCAGCAACGAAUGUUUUCUCAAACAACACAGCAAAGUUACGGUUUGGUUCAAACAGCAAUGGUGAAAGCACUAGUAAUGUUCCAAAACUAAUAAGUCAUCCUCAGUCUUCAACUUUAAAAGCCCCUCCCCCUAAAUCUUCUCUUCUGAAGCCUGGCCCUAAAUAUGCCUGGAGGUUUGCUGGACAUAAAAAUGAUGUCCGUUCCACUCCAAUAAUGGAGGACCAGAGGGAGUAUGAAAAUGUGCCUGUUCCUGAUGUAUUGCAAAUACAAACACUGUCUUCCUCGCCCAUGCCUGCAAGAAACUUCGGAAGGUCUACCGUUCAAACCAGACAGUUUCCUCAGGAUGGUACUCAUAAGACUGCCCUCGCAAUGCCCAAAACACCUGCUUCACUUUCUAGCCACCAACUGCAACCCCCUGCAUUAGAGGUUACUCAAUCAACACAAUCUAAAUUGCCACCCACCACAAAACAAGUUAAGGCUGGGAUCAGUUCUUCAACAGCAUUAGAGACAGCUUUGUAAAAUGUAUUGACAUGAACUGCCAUAAAUGUAAUGAGAUUUUUUUAAAAAGAUAUAGAUUGUCAAUUGUUAUUUUAUUCAAGAUGUUGCUUUGUACAUAUAUUUAUGACACUGUACAUAUAUUUAUUGUAUUAAAUUAUAUAUUUCUCACAUUU